This is a messenger RNA of Linderina pennispora, 601 nucleotides long. RefSeq lists its product as uncharacterized. The transcript has a single exon. The coding region runs from base 90 to 425 and encodes 111 amino acids. The record is from RefSeq and is a predicted model, not a curated record. NCBI's taxonomy places the organism in Eukaryota, Fungi, Kickxellomycota, Kickxellomycetes, Kickxellales, Kickxellaceae.
GUUGGGCCGGUUCCCUGCCCUGACAAGGCUACUGGGAAUGAUCAAACUAUCUGCAUAUUCACGUCGUGCGACUGAAGGACAACAGCGGAAUGGCUAUUUCAGUCAAUUUCAACCAUGGCGUCGCAGAUGGCACCACCGUUAUGACAUUCCUCAACCGCUGGGCGGAUGAGACACGUGCGCUAGUAACUGGUAUACCCGUGGCGGAAACAACAUUCUGCUUUGGUGCCGAUAUACUCAGGAGGCACCUGCCGAGUGAGCGUGCACCCCUCAGUGAAGUGUCCAGCAAAGUUCAUUCAGCAAAAUCCCGCGUGGCAGAUUUCAUAAUGUGGCUCUCGAUUAGCAAGCGCGCAAGGCUGAUGAACUAUUUGAUAAACUCUGCUUCACCGCGCGGACAUCUAUUUCGGAUUUCGCGUAUCCAAGAUUGAUGGGCUCCGCAGCCAAGUACUCGAGCAUCUGCCACAUGGGACACGCCUGUCAACUAACGAUAUCAUUUCGGCAGUUGCACAUAAGGGUCCACGAACAGGCUGUGAUAAGGAAGAGUCAGUGGAUGGCUGACAAAAGCUAACUAAUCGGAAGGAAUGGAGCUGCAGGUGAACACUGU